Columba livia (rock pigeon) is the source of this 2585-nucleotide messenger RNA. RefSeq names its product sperm microtubule inner protein 6 (gene SPMIP6). The transcript is spliced from 7 exons. Gene Ontology annotation, cellular component: perinuclear region of cytoplasm; manchette. NCBI's taxonomy places the organism in Eukaryota, Metazoa, Chordata, Aves, Columbiformes, Columbidae. The record is from RefSeq and is a predicted model, not a curated record. Gene Ontology annotation, molecular function: alpha-tubulin binding. The coding region runs from base 1604 to 2479 and encodes 291 amino acids.
AAGCUGGUGUGGAGCUGUGCUGUGUGGCACAGGACAACCAGCAUUUGGGACGGUUUUUCCCCGAGGCGGUAGGAAGAUGCAGAGGCUUGACCCAGCCCCUGCAGCUCGGCUGUGCCUUUCCUCCUGACAGCAACAUAAGCAGAAAGAACUGCUGCAUCUCUACAGCACCGAUGGGUGAAAUAACCUUUUAUCCAGCCUUGCAGCUCUGUCUGCCCCUUGAAGCCAUUGGCACAAGAGCCUUGCACUCAUUUUAGAAUCCAACACCAGCAGCUGGAAACACCAGAGACUGCAGGGACAGGAGACAGCUGUGAUGGGGAGGGGGGGCCACUGUCUCACUCUGGCAGCCAGCCCAGCACAGGAUGAAUCCCCUCCAAGUGAGGUUUGGACUUCACCUCUCUGCCAGAGCAGUGCUCCCCACAUCUGUGCCAUGGGGUGCUCUGAGGCCACUGGGAAUUAAGGGGAGUCAGGGGGAGCAUCACUGACAGCCUCAUGUCCAUCCUUCCAUCCCACCUCUCGGGGGGACAGGGCUGAUGGAGAGCCUAAGCCUGGCUCAACAGAGACCAGCAGGGUGUGAGAAUCAAUGGCAGCUUUUUUCUUCAUUUCAUUACAUUACAUUUGUCUGAAAGGGUUUGGGUGCGCCAGGCUGCCAAACCACACUGUCCCCCAGAGCACACAGAGCAGUACUCAGCAGCCCUUCAGGGGGGUGCGUUGGCAGUCCCCCUGCCACCAUGGACAUGGUUCUCCACCAGCCAUCCCCAAAAACGCGGCAGCAGAGGGUCCGGAACCAGGAGCAGGGCAGAGCUCUGAGCUGGCACUGUGUGACAAGCCAGGCCAGAGCGGGUUUCUGGAGGGGCAGCGAUUUCUGCUCGACUCAGCUCGGGGAAGAACACACAGUCCCUGCAAAUCUCCCCCUGACAUAACCCAGCUGCACUGAGAUGGGUGAGGAUCACUCACUCUGACUGCAGAGCCCAUCACUCAGGACAGAAGAGCAAACAAGCCACACGGGGUCACUUAAAUCCAGAUCUUUAAUUUAAAAGUGGAGACAGAGCAGGUGAUAGUUCCCCUGGUCACCCUGGCAGAUUGGGACAGUGGUGCCCGGUGCUCUGCCCUGGAUGGUGGCUGUGCUAAUGCAAUGCUGUGUGCACGCAGCUGGGUAGCUGCAGGGUUUCCAAGGGGCUGGAAAAGCCACAAUCACUGCUCCUGCACCUCCCAAAAUAGAAUUAUCUUGAUUAGGACCAGCUGAAACUGUUUCCUGCCAUUGUUAAAGUAAUUGCCGUCAGGAGAGGAAGAAGCCCAGGGCCAGGACAAAGCCAGGAGGGUGUAUCCCAUAGAAGGAUGCAGGCAGCAAUUGCUGUGCCCUAGGUUACAACCAGGGUGUAGCUAUAGAAUGGACAACAAGCCACCAGUUCCCUCUGCUCCCACACUGUGACAUCACUGACAACAUAAGCAAUACCCUGGGCUGACAGAGCAGGAGCACCUGACCCGUUCCAUUUCCUGGGUAGGCUGCAAGCCCCCAGCCCCAUACAGUGCUCAUCCAGUGGGGCAUCCCCAGGACCCUCUGGGACUCCAAGCACUCCUGUCCCAGCAAGCAGACUGCUGCACCAUGUUCCUCUUCGCCGAAAAGCACAGGACACCAAUCAGCACUUACACCGACUCCUACCGCCCACCAUGCACUAUGAAGAAGGCCAUCCACGAACGGGCUCCACUGAAGUUCGAGACAGAUAAUGAGUUUCUGACACAGGGAUUAACAGUUCCCCCGGUCCAAAAACGGGAAAACCAAGGUCCGCCGGAGGAGGUGAUUAGGGCGAUAAUGCAGGACUGCUACAGGAACACCAUGGAGCCCGCUGCCUACUGGCCUGGGAAGUACUGGCUGUCCAGGUCCGAAGAGAAGUACAACCCAGUUUUUGUCAAUGAGGAUAAAUACAUCACCUGGAGAACAGGUCCCUACAACAGCGCAACCUGGAAUAAGCACUCCACUUACCUCCCACUCCUGCCCAAGGAGACAAGGAUGGAGACCUACCUGCGCAGCAUACCUGUGCCAUACCCCCCAAAACCUGCCUGCCUCAGUCAAAUUGAGAGGGAUAUGGUCGCCGACAUGCUGCGCAGGCUGUCACGGCAAACGCCGCCGUCCGUGCAGCCUGUGUACACUGUGUCAGGGAGGGGACCCUUCCAGGGCUACUACAGCCCCUGCUCUGGGCGCCACUACUGCCUGCGAGGGAUGGACUACUACAUUGAUGGGGCCGCUGCCAUCAGAAGGCAUCUCAACGCAAUAGGAGAGAGGGCUGUAAGGACUAUCCGGUGCUGCAAUUACAGCCCGAGCGGAAUGUCCUGUGCAUCUACACAUCGCCCCCAUCUAUACUCCUCCCCGUACACCAACCCUAGGUGGGACUCAAGCCACUUCAGUAUGACAGGAGGAGUCCAGAGAGGCAGCUUCACGAUCCACCCUGAAUUUAGCUCAGAGGCUUACUAUGACCUGUGAUGCUGUUGGAGAACAAAGAUGGACCUUCAUUAAAAUUGACUUGGGUAACAAUUUCUCUCAGACCCUUUCCUCCAGGUUGGGGAAGUUCCUUGGGAGUGGGCAGAAG